AUGUUGGAGAGCACGAUGGCUCUAUUUAAUAAAAUAUUGUAUUUUUGCGGCCUGUUGCUGUUUGCGACUGGGCUCGUGAGGGCCGAAAACGAUGAUGAUGGUGUCACUGUAGAGCUAUCUAACUAUGGCAAUCAGAUAAGAACCAUCGAAGAAGAACAGUACCACAGUCCACAGAUAAAUUCCAAAAGCAUUUAUUUCGCCGAGCACUUUGAUGAUGAGGCUGCAUUCAAGAAGAAGUGGGUGAAGUCUGAAGCCAAGAAACAGGGCGUUGACGAGGCCAUCGCCAAGUAUGAUGGCAAAUGGGAGAUCCAAGCACCCUCCAGGCGAAUUCUCAAAAACGACCUCGGCUUGGUGUUAACCACUGAAGCCAAACACGCUGCCAUCUCGGCUCUCCUGGACAAGCCCUUCGAGUUCAAGGAUAAGCCUCUCGUUGUCCAAUAUGAAGUCACCAUGCAGGAGGGCCAGAACUGCGGCGGCGCGUACAUCAAACUGCUAUCGCGUGGCACCAACACGAAGGCCGACCUUCGACAGUUCCACGACCAGACGGCGUACACCAUCAUGUUUGGACCGGACAAGUGUGGCAACGACAACAAGCUGCACUUCAUCUUCCGCCACCGGAACCCAGUCAACGGCACCGUCGAGGAGAAGCACAGCAAGAAGCCGAACCAGCGGCUGGACGACAUCUACAAGGACAAGGAGCCCCACCUGUACACGCUGGUGGUGCGUCCCGACAACACGUUCAGCGUGCUGGUGGACAACCGCGAGGUGAACGGCGGCUCGCUGCUCGAGGACUUCGCCCCACCGGUCAACCCGCCCGAGGAGAUCGACGACCCGGACGACAGGAAACCCGACGAUUGGGACGAGAGGGAGAAGAUCGUGGACCCCACCGCUACGAAGCCGGAGGACUGGGACGAGGAGGCGCCCGCACAGAUUGUGGACCCCAACGCGGUGAAGCCCGACGGCUGGCUGGACGAUGAACCCGAGAUGAUACCCGACCCCGAAGCCAAAAAGCCGUCAGACUGGGACGAGGAUAUGGACGGCGAGUGGGAGGCGCCGCUGGUGGACAAUCCGGCCUGCGCCGCCGCUCCGGGAUGCGGACCCUGGACGCCCCCCCUCGUGCCUAACCCCGAAUACAAGGGCGUGUGGAGGGCACCGCUGGUGGCCAACCCUAACUAUCGGGGCAAGUGGAGCCCUCGCAGGAUCCCCAACCCCCACUACUUCAAGGACGAGAAUCCCUUCAAGAUGACGCCGAUAACCGCCGUUGGUUUCGAACUGUGGUCGAUGUCGCCGAUGCUGCUCUUCGACAACCUGGUGGUGACCGACGACCUGGCCGUGGCCGAGCAGUGGGCCCAGCAGACGUACGCCCUCAAGCGGACCAAGAUCUCCAGCGACUCGCAAAGCAUUUGGGGCCGUCUGCUGCGCGCCACCAACUACAAGCCGGGCCUGUGGGCGGUGUACGCCGUGUACUGCGCCAUCCCCGUCUCCAUCUACGUGGCCUACCUGGUCCGGCGAGCGCGAGAGGACAGCCUGGCGGAGCGGGCGCUGCGGCUGGCCGGCGAGCAGCCCUGGCUGGCGGCGGCGGCGGCGCUGGUGGCCUUCGCGCUCAUCGCCGGCCUCUGCUACCUCUGCUGCGGACCCUCGGCGGAUCCCGAUGCAGAUUACAAGAAGACUGACGCGGUGACGGAGGAUGACCCUCCGCAAGAAGAGCCGCAGACGCAGAAGGCCAGCAAGUCCACGCUGGAGGGUCCGGAGCCUGAGGAGCAGACUGAGCAAUCGGACGACCAGCUCGCUGACCAACAAGAGGAGGAGCAGACCGACCAAGAGUCGGAACCAGUCGAAAAGGCUCAGAUCGACACAGAGGGCGCCGGUGACGGCCAGAGAAAGCGGAAACCCCGCAAGGAG
Molecule: messenger RNA, 1902 nt
Organism: Iphiclides podalirius (scarce swallowtail)
Lineage: Eukaryota; Metazoa; Arthropoda; Insecta; Lepidoptera; Papilionidae
Source: the annotation of a GenBank genome assembly